This is a messenger RNA of Mycetomoellerius zeteki, 441 nucleotides long. RefSeq names its product putative nuclease HARBI1. NCBI's taxonomy places the organism in Eukaryota, Metazoa, Arthropoda, Insecta, Hymenoptera, Formicidae. Bases 1 to 423 code for a protein of 140 amino acids. The record is from RefSeq and is a predicted model, not a curated record. The transcript is spliced from 2 exons.
AUGGUUUUCUUUGAAUGUACAGCGGUCUUUUUCGAGUUGAAGCACCUGGACGGAAUUCUACUUGGUGAUAGUGGAUAUGCGUGCCGCAGCUAUCUACUAACACCUGUUUUAAAACCUGAAACAGAGUCAGAAGUUCGAUACAAUAUCGCACAUAAGAAAACGCGAGUUAUCGUUGAACAGCUAUUUGGAUCUUGGAAACGUCGAUUUCCAUGCCUGUAUUAUGGCUUACGCACGAAGUUAAGCACAUCAGUGGCAAUUAUUUGCGCCACUGCCGUUUUGCAUAAUGUGUGCAUUAAACAUAAUCUAGGCGAAAUAAUUGAAGAGGAAUUUAAUGAACCUAUAUUUGAGAAUAUUGUAAAUGAACAACAAGAUGGAAUAGGACUUGCGCAUAAAAAUGCUUUUAUUUUAAGACAUUUUUCAUAAUUAUGAAAUAAUAUUAUA